Molecule: messenger RNA, 567 nt
Organism: Lactuca virosa
Lineage: Eukaryota; Viridiplantae; Streptophyta; Magnoliopsida; Asterales; Asteraceae
Source: the annotation of a GenBank genome assembly
AUGAAAAGGAGUUCAGUGGUGUUGAUGGGGAAACGAUCAGCGACUGGGAAAGAUACAUCUGGAAACACACUCACCUGGUUCUUUUACAUGCUCUGCAAACAUUCUCAAAUUCAGGAAAUAGUUGCCCUAGAAGUGAAUGAAGCCACUGGAUCAUCCGACUAUACAAACUCCAUUGACGAAUUCUCCAUACAAUUAAUUGAAUCUGCCCUUGACAAAAUGCAUUAUCUUCACGCAGCUUUAACCGAGACUCUCAGACUCUAUACAGUUGUACCUCUGGAUGGAAAACGUUUAGAGGGAGAUGAUGUUUUACCCGAUGGGUUCAAAAUAAAGAAAGGAGAUGGUGUAAAUUACAUGGCGUAUCCAGUGGGAAGAAUGACAUACAUUUGGGGAGAAGAUGCAGAGGAAUUUUGGCCAGAAAGACGGCUCUACGAUGGCGUUUUUCAGCCUGAAAGUCCAUUCAAGUUUACUGCAUUUCAAGCUGGGCCAAGGAUGUGCUUAGGGAAGGAAUUUGCAUAUAGACAGAUGAAAAUAAUGGCAACUUUUCUUGUGUUCUUUUUCAAGUUUUGA